AUGCAGCCAGGAGGCAGCGGACCAUAUCCAGAGCUCUCUGAAAGUGAGAAACGUCACUUCAGUAAGUACGGAAAGCUGCUGCGUGGAGGUUUACUCAGCCAAAAAUCCAAGGAACGGACCUACUUUGACUCUGGCGAUUAUGCUCUUUCAGCCGCUGAUCGUGUGACCGACAACGGUGCUAUUCAAACAGGAAAAGCGCAUCCUCAUCGGGACAGCAUUUCCCAUCCUUAUGCCCCUAUCCCAGCCGCUAGCAAUGUUGACAAGGAUGCCAUCGAAGAUUUGCAUAGGAAAAGUGCGAGUCCCGAAGAGAGUCCUCUCCUCCAGCAAACCAAUAUUGAACAUGCAGAACCCCUAAUCAAGAAGCGACAGGAUGAUCCUGCCCCUCAAGAAGGUUGA
Molecule: messenger RNA, 396 nt
Organism: Penicillium daleae
Lineage: Eukaryota; Fungi; Ascomycota; Eurotiomycetes; Eurotiales; Aspergillaceae
Exons: 3
Coding region: 1-396 (131 amino acids)
Source: RefSeq, a predicted model, not a curated record